This is a messenger RNA of Lucilia sericata (common green bottle fly), 2512 nucleotides long. RefSeq names its product protein SDA1 homolog (gene Mys45A). Gene Ontology annotation, biological process: ribosomal large subunit export from nucleus; ribosomal large subunit biogenesis. NCBI's taxonomy places the organism in Eukaryota, Metazoa, Arthropoda, Insecta, Diptera, Calliphoridae. Gene Ontology annotation, cellular component: nucleolus. The record is from RefSeq and is a predicted model, not a curated record.
AAAACGUUGACAAAAGAGAGAGCACACAAAAACACAAAAACGUGCUCGUCUAGAUUUUCUUUUAAUUUUGUUGAAAAUUUAUAUAAAAUUAAAAAACUAAAGAAAGUCUUUUAAUAAAAUUAUCAAAAUGGUACGGCAUAAUAAUCAAUUGCCGGAUAAUCUGCCGCAAUUGCAGAAUUUAAUCAAACGUGAUCCCGAAUCCUACAAAGAUGAAUUUCAACAGCAGUAUAGACAUUUUCUAAGUAGCCUGGAAGUAUUUGCCCUAAAUCCCACCGAGGAAAAUAAAUCCUUAGAUGAAUUAGUAAUGUUUAUAGCGCAAGUGGCCCAAUGUUAUCCUGAUAUUUGUAUACAAUUUCCCCAACAUUUGGUGGAUUUAUUGAAAAAUCAUGCCACCACCUUGGAUCCCGUGAUGCGUAAUUGUUUUGUUAAGGCUUUGAUAUUGCUGCGCAAUAAAAAUCUCAUACCAGCCUUGGACCUGCUGGAGUUAUUCUUCCAACUGUUACGUUGUCCCGACAAACAUUUGCGUACAUUUUUACAGAACCACAUUAUAACGGAUAUUAAAAAUAUGAAUGCCAAACAUAAGGAUAUGAAAUUGAAUUCUACUUUACAAAAUUUCAUGUACUCCAUGUUGAAAGAUGCCAAUCCCAAGGCAGCCAAAAUGUCCGUAGACAUUAUGAUAGAGUUGUAUAAGAAAAAUAUUUGGAAUGAUGAAAAAACCGUUAAUGUUAUAGCCACAGUGGGUUGUUUCUCUAAAAUUACUAAGGUGCAAGUGGCUUCUUUGAAGUUUUUCUUGGGUCAUGAUGAUGAGGAUAAAGGCUCAGAUGAUUCAGACUCUGAACCUGAAAUCGAUUUGAAAUCGGCUCUUAUACAAAGUCGUGUCAAUAAGAAAACAAAAAAACGUAAGAAGCAAUUGGAUCAGAUUAAAAAGCAGGCCGUUAAACAGCAAAAGAAAAAGAAGAAUGCGGUGGCUUUCAAUUUCUCUGCAAUUCAUUUGAUACACAAUCCUCAGGGCAUGGCCGAGGGUCUGUUCAAACAGUUGCAGGCGGGCAAUGAACGUUUUGAGGUUAAACUUAUGCACUUAGAUGUUAUUUCCCGUCUCAUCGGUAUCCACGAAUUGUUCCUUUUCGCUUUUUAUCCCUAUAUUACACGUUUCAUACAGCCACAUCAGCGCCAAGUUACAAGAAUUUUACAGUUCGCCGCUCAGGCUUCACAUGAACUAGUACCGGGCGAUGUGGUGGAGCCCAUACUGAAAACAAUUGCAAAUAAUUUUAUUACUGAGCGCAAUUCCUCAGAUGUCAUGGCUAUAGGUUUGAAUGCAACGCGAGAAAUUUGCCAAAGAUGUCCUUUGGCCAUGGGAGAAGAUUUACUAAGAGAUUUGGCCAUGUAUAAGACCUACAAAGAGAAAUCGGUGAUGAUGGCUGCUCGUUCAUUGAUUAUGUUGUACAGAGAACAGCUACCGGCUUUGUUGCACAAAAAAGAUCGUGGUCGUUUGACGGAGGCCCAAGCUGAACUUAAGCCAAAGGCUUAUGGUGCUGUUGAAAUACAUGAAACAAUUCCCGGUGCCGAGGCUUUAUUGAAAAGUUCUAAAACCAUUGAUUUGGGCAGUGAUGACGAUGAUACGGAUUCGAAUGAUGGUGAAUGGGUCAGUGUAAGUCAUAGUGAGGGCGAAGACAAUGAAGAGGAUGACGAUGAAGCAGCAAGUGAUGAUGAAGAGGACGAUGACGAGGAGGAUGAUGAAGACGAUGACGAGGAUGAUGAAGAUUGUGAGGAUGAAGAUGAUGAAAGUGUUGGUAGUGACGAUGAGGAGGAGGAAGACAAUGAGGAUGAUGAAGAAGAAAAUGACGAAAAAUCCGAAAAUAAUAAGAAUGAAACAAAUAAAACUAAAGCAAACAAAAAUAAAAAGUCUCGAUCCAAUUCCAUUUCCUCAGCCGCCUCAAAAUCUUCCAAAAAUCACAAAGGCAAGAAAAAAUCAACGGAAGUUCCGGAAAAUGCCACCAUACUUAAUGAAAAAGAGGCCGCCCAAGAAUUGGCACUUACACGCAUAUUCACCGAUGAAGACUUCAAACGCAUCAAUGCGGCGAACGUCAAGAAAGCUGUGACAAAUGCCCGCAAGAGGCCACUAGAAAAGGAUCGCGAAGAAUUUGUAAAAUUAGAUAAAAUUGAAAUGAUCUAUAAGAAACGUAAACAUGAUAAAGCUCGUCUGGAAUCGGUACAAAGUGGCCGUACAGAUCGUGAGAAAUUCGGUUGGAAAGAUGGUCGUAAGAAUGAAAAUUGCUCACGUACGAAUCGUGAAAAGGAGAAACGUAAGAAUUUCGUUAUGAUGCGUCACAAGGCUAGAUCCAAGGUGAAGAAGAGUUUCCGCGAUAAACAGCAGGCAAUGAGAAAACAUUUGCUGCACAUAAAGAAAAUGAAAUAAAAUCAAUUUUUUUUUUAAUACAAUGUUAUUACUAUUGUAGAUUUGUUUUUUAGGUAGAGACAAAUAAAAUAAAUUAAAUAUAUAUAUUUUUAUAUU